Messenger RNA from Fundulus heteroclitus (mummichog), 1623 nucleotides. Its product is annotated as strictosidine synthase family protein. The record is from RefSeq and is a predicted model, not a curated record. Gene Ontology annotation, molecular function: strictosidine synthase activity. Lineage: Eukaryota; Metazoa; Chordata; Actinopteri; Cyprinodontiformes; Fundulidae. The transcript has 10 exons. Gene Ontology annotation, biological process: biosynthetic process. The coding region runs from base 229 to 1380 and encodes 383 amino acids.
GAUAACAAGCCAGACAAAAAGAGGGAUUCCUCCUCCUCAGCGCCAAACUUUGGACCCCGACAAAUGUGAAGCUGACGAAACUAACCCACAACGCCACCAAAACAAAGUCCCACCCAUGGUCCAAGCCGGAACUGUUCGUCCUUAUUCCGGUUGACGUUGGUUGCCGCUUCCGUUCCCGCAUGAGCGUUUGGAGCAGGAGGGCAAGACGCCGACUUCACGCCCAGAGAAAUGUUGUGGAGAAGAUCUUUGUUAGCAGUGCUGCUGGCUGUGGCUGUGGGGGUUUACCUACUGCCGUCUCCUAUAGACCCCAAACCGCACAUUCUGAAGGGGCCUCCACCAGCGCUUGAAGGGCCACUGGCUGUUAACACCCGGCUGCAGAAUGGCCGCAGGUUGUUCACUGGAAUACUACAUGGACCAGAAUCUUUUACUGCCGAUGGGAAUGGUAACGUGUACACGGGAACCGUCGACGGAAAGCUGUGGAGAAUCGGUCCCGAUGACGGCCUCACCCUCAUCACACACAUGGGACAGGAUCUACCUGAAUGUGGCAGCAGCACGGACUAUGAACCGGUCUGCGGCCGUCCUCACGGCGUUCGUCUGGACCGGCAGGGUCAGCUGAUCGUUGCAGACUCUUACUUCGGGCUUUACAGCGUCGACCCUAAAACGGGAGAAAAGACCCGACUGGUAGCCAACGCAGAUGGAGCUGCUGGCGUUCCCUUCGGCUUCCUGAACGGCCUCGAGAUUUCCUCCCGAACUGGGAUUAUCUACUUCACCGACUCGUCCAGCCGCUGGGGCCGCCGACACGUCAAGCUGGAGGUGAUCGAGUUGAACAGCCUCGGACGUCUUCUCUCCUAUGAUCCUCGGAGUAGAAAGGUGACAGUGCUGCUGGACUCGCUCUACAUGCCCAACGGCAUCGCGUUAUCGCCUGACGAGAACUUCCUGCUGUUGGCUGAGACUAGCAUCGGACGCAUACUCAGGUACUGGCUGGAGGGCCCCAAGGCCGGCACCAAGGAGCUCGUCCUGGACAACAUGAUCGGUUACCCUGACAACAUCCGCCGUAGCGACCACGGAACUUUCCUGGUCGGCAUAACGACGCCGCGAUUUCAGAAGUUCCUGCCUCCGUUCUUGGACCUGAUCGCUCCGUACCCGGCAGUGAAGCGCUUCCUGGCCAAGGUGGUUCCUCUGAGCUGGUACAACCUCCUGCUGCCGCGCUACGCUCUGGUCCUGGAACUGGGAGAGGACGGACAAAUCGUGGGAACGCUCCACGACCCCGAGGGCCGCCUAACGUGGGCCAUCAGCGAUGUCUUUCAGCACCGAGGCAGAACCUACCUGGGCAGUACUGACCUACCGUUCCUGCCCGUCCUGGAGGUGUGGGACAGCUGAUGACGGCCUGCUGCUGUGUGAGCACAAUUAAUGUCUUUUGGUACAGACAGGAGGAAAGGUCCAAAAAAAACUCCUUUAAAGCAGCUUCAAUCAGGAGGACUAAAUGACACUGAUUUAUCACCAGGAUGCAUUAAAUCUAUUUUAUGUUUAGAUUAAAUCAAUGAAAAACAUCAAUAUUUAACAUAUAUUUCCUGCUAAAGCAUCUAUUCUAAAAAUACUAUUAGACAUAAAAUUUAGCCUUUU